AUGGAGAAACAAGCCAAUUUCAAUGUUCUUAUGCUUCCAUGGCUAGGACAUGGACACAUUUCUCCUUACCUCGAGCUAGCCAAGAAACUAUCCACUAAGAAUUUCACCAUAUCAAAACUAAGUGAAGAGUUCAAGGAGUCAAUCAAACUUGUUGAACUUCAUCUUCCAUCACUUCCAGAACUCCCACCUAAUUAUCACACCACCAAUGGACUUCCAUCCCAUUUGAUGCCAACCCUAAAAGAAGCCUUUAACAAGUCUUGUCCCAACUUUCGCGAAAUCCUCAAAGAUUUGAAGCCUGAUUUGCUCAUCUAUGAUCUUCUUCAGCCAUGGGCGCCCGUGGCUGCAUGGCUUUAUAAUAUUCCCGCGGUUGAGUUCAUAAGUAGCAGUGUCACCAUGGCUUCACUUGUCUAUCACUCUCUUAAGUCACCACAAGGUAAAAAAUUCCCUUUCGAGUCUAGUAUUUUCUAUCGCGGUUAUGAGUCGGCUAUGGAAGAUAAAUUGUUCGUGCAUGAUAAAGACUCAACAUCUUUCCUCGAUUGCAUUGAUAGAUCUACUAAAAUUGUUCUAGUCAAGGGCUCUGAGGAGAUUGAGGGGAAAUAUAUUGAUUAUAUUUCCACUAUGACUGGUAAAAGAGUUGUACCUGUUGGUCAUUUGGUUCAAGAACCUUCUUUGAUGAUGAUGGUGAGGAUUGUGAAGUUUCCUAAAGGGGAAAAUGUUUCUCUUGAAAAUGUCUUGCCAAAAGGGUUUCAAAACCGGGUUGGUGAUAGGGGAAAAUUUGUGACUGGAUGGGCACCACAAACAAAAAUCUUGACUCAUCCUAACACUUGUGGUAUUGUGAGUCAUUGUGGUUGGAAUUCUGUAUUGGAAGCUAUGAAAUUCGGUCUUCCUAUAAUUGCUAUGCCGAUGCACCUUGAUCAGCCCGUUAAUGCUCGUUUGAUUGAAGAACUCGGGGUUGGAAUUGAGGUUUUAAGAGAUUCAAGUGGAAAUCUUAGAAGGGAGACAAUUGCACGAGUUAAUUACCAAGUGGUGGGAGGUAUUGAUGGAGAACAGGUUAAGAAGAAUGCAAAGGAGAUGAAGAAGAAGAUUGAAAUGACGGAAGAAGAAGAGUUUGAUGAUCAUGUGGUCGAGGAGUUGGUUCAACUUUGUCUCAUGAAGAACAAUAAGAUUUGGCAAAUUGCAAGCACCAUAAAAUACUAUGCCUUUUCUUGCUUUGGGUUUUCUCAGAUUUAG
This is a messenger RNA of Oldenlandia corymbosa var. corymbosa, 1230 nucleotides long. Lineage: Eukaryota; Viridiplantae; Streptophyta; Magnoliopsida; Gentianales; Rubiaceae. The record is from the annotation of a GenBank genome assembly.